This is a messenger RNA of Cooperia oncophora, 801 nucleotides long. The record is from the annotation of a GenBank genome assembly. NCBI's taxonomy places the organism in Eukaryota, Metazoa, Nematoda, Chromadorea, Rhabditida, Trichostrongylidae.
AUGUCAUACCUGGACCCAUGGGAUGAACCUGGAAAGCCUGGACGGCCAGAGGUCACCGAUUACGAUGCAGAUCGAAUUGACUUGGCUUGGACUCCUCCAACAAAAGAUGGCGGAGCACCUAUUGAGGGCUACGUUGUUGAAGUCCGCGAUCCCGACACGAAGGAGUGGAAAGAAAUCGCCAAAGUUCCAGACACAAACGCUUCAAUCAAAGGACUAAAAGAAGGAAAGGAGUAUCAGUUCCGAGUAAAAGCAUUCAACAAAGCUGGCCUUGGGACAUCCAUCCGAUGCAUCCGAAAAGCAGCUGGCCAAGCCGAAAUUCAUAAUGUUUGUGUUUUAGUUCCUGCCUGGUUGAAGCACGACUGCUUGAAGAGUAUCACCGUAAAAGCUGGUCAUUCCGUUCGUUGGGAAGUGAAGAUUGGUGGAGAACCCGUGCCAGAAGUAGUCUGGACCAAGGGAGACAAACCGAUCGAGCCAUCACUCAAUCUUAGCAUUGACACCAAGAAAAACGACCACACUAUUUUGUGCAUUCCCUCAGCAGUACGCGCCGAUAGGGGAGAGUACCGACUGUCCGUGAAAAACGCAUAUGGUCACGAUACAGAAGUGGCAAACUUGACUGUACUGGAUCGACCAUCAAAGCCGAAUGGUCCUCUGGAAGUGACAGAUGUCUUUGAGGACAAUUGCAAUCUCGCAUGGAAACCUCCUGGCAAGUUAUUUCUCGCUUUUGUUUGCGCGUAUGAGUUUCUUAACAAUCUCUCAAAAACUUGGACAAACAACGGACGAGCGAAGCUACGCUCGGAGUGA